Messenger RNA from Dreissena polymorpha, 2016 nucleotides. Its product is annotated as mitochondrial tRNA methylthiotransferase CDK5RAP1-like. Gene Ontology annotation, molecular function: tRNA-2-methylthio-N(6)-dimethylallyladenosine(37) synthase activity; 4 iron, 4 sulfur cluster binding. The coding region runs from base 310 to 1911 and encodes 533 amino acids. The record is from RefSeq and is a predicted model, not a curated record. Gene Ontology annotation, cellular component: cytosol; mitochondrion. The transcript has 13 exons. NCBI's taxonomy places the organism in Eukaryota, Metazoa, Mollusca, Bivalvia, Myida, Dreissenidae. Gene Ontology annotation, biological process: negative regulation of cyclin-dependent protein serine/threonine kinase activity; tRNA modification.
GGUUGUGUAUAAGCCUUUUUUAACAAGAGCAUUGGCCCUGGUAUCACUGCAAUACAGAUGCGUUUUAAUCGACAGGGGAAUUUCAGUUUAGACUAGAGAUGAUGAAAGUAGCGCAUCAUCAACACCUGCUAGGGAUUGGAAAAGUUGUGUAGACUGGUCUUCAAGACCUGCUCAAACACAUUGGCAUCUGGUAAAAGGAACAACCUGUGUGCAGUUGGAAGUUUCUAUAAUGAUGUUCAGAAAAGAAGCUCAUCAGAUGGCAAACCUGCGAAAACAAGUGUCAGGGACGGUCCCUCUUUGGAACACUUCAUGUCUAUAUAUAAGACCAGGCCUCAGUCACAGAAACAUGAUCUGGUCUCUGAUGUUCCCUUCAUUGAUGAGUCUGACUUGCAGGGCAGAGGCAGGAAAGUGUAUUUUGAUGUACAUGGGUGCCAGAUGAACACCUCAGAUACAGAAAUAGCAUGGUCAGUACUGCAGAGUAAAGGAUUCGAGAGGACUACAGAUAUAAAAGAGGCCGCCAUUGUACUGGUGAUGACAUGCGCCAUCAGGGAGGGGGCAGAACAGAAGAUCUGGAACAAGCUGCACUACCUGGCCCGACUGAAGAGGACACUGCCACUGAAGAAAGGGGGACACAGGCUCAAGAUUGGCAUACUCGGCUGCAUGGCAGAGAGGCUGAAGUCUCAGAUCCUGGAGCGUGAGAAGGGAGUCGUGGAUCUAGUGUGCGGACCAGACGCCUACAGGGACCUGCCACGCCUCCUAGCCAUCACUCACAAUCAGCAGACCGCAGUGAAUGUGCUGCUAUCACUAGAGGAGACUUACGCUGAUGUGAUGCCAGUAAGGCUCAACGAGGGAGCAGUGAGCGCCUAUGUGUCUAUCAUGCGAGGCUGUGACAACAUGUGUGCCUACUGUAUUGUGCCCUUCACACGGGGCAGAGAGAGGAGUCGACCUAUAGACUCCAUCAUGGAUGAGAUAAAGAUGCUUUCAGAUCAGGGUGUCAGAGAAGUGAUCCUGCUGGGACAGAAUGUGAACAGCUACCGUGACCUCUCUGAAUCCCAGUUCUAUGGUGUACCAGACCCUGCCCCGCCCACCCCACUCAGGGAGGGGUUUCUGACCGUGUACAAGGCCCGGUCGGGGGGACGGAGGUUUGCUGACCUCCUUGACAAAGUAUCCCGCAUAGACCCUGACAUGAGGAUAAGAUUUACUUCACCGCAUCCCAAAGACUUCCCAGAUGAGGUAUUGGAGCUGAUACGUGACCGUGACAACAUCUGUAAUCAGCUUCACCUGCCGGCCCAGUCUGGUAACAACACCGUGCUAGCGGCCAUGAGGCGGGGGUACACUGUGGAGGCUUACAGAGACCUGGUUGCCAGAGUCAGGGAGAUACUGCCGGAUGUUGCAUUGACUAGUGACUUCAUCAGUGGCUUCUGUGGUGAGACGGAAACCGGUCACCAGGAAACACUAGCCUUGGUGAGGGAUAUUGGCUACACUAUGGUGUUUGCCUACCCUUACAGUAUGAGAGAGAAGACACAUGCAUACCACCGCCUGCAGGAUGAUGUUCCAGAGGAUGUAAAGGGUCGCCGUUACCAGGAACUGCUGCAGGUGUUCAGGGAGGGGGCGGGGCAGGCAAACAUGGCACAGAGAGGUCACCACCACCUGGUUCUUGUAGAGGGGGAGAGUAAGAAAGGGCCAGGCACUCUGUUUGGCAAGAAUGAAGCUGGAAUCGCAGUUAUCUUUCCUGCUACUGAUGUACCACAUGGUAGCACUGUACAGACGCCUGUUCCCGGGGACUAUGCAGUAGUUAAGAUCACAGACUCGACCGCACAGACAUUAUUUGGUGACUGUGUCAGCCUGACUUCAUUGAAAGAAUUCAAGAACUCUUCAUCUGAAAGGACAUUACAUUCGCAGUUAGACUGACCACCAUGGUUGACCAGUAGAUUAGUGGUAUCUCUGUAGUAUUUGUCACCGUUUUUGUGUGAUUGUUUUUUUUGCGGUUUUCAAUAAUAUAUCAUUCCUAUUGUC